Salvia splendens (bonfire salvia) is the source of this 582-nucleotide messenger RNA. Its product is annotated as (-)-5-epieremophilene synthase STPS1-like. Gene Ontology annotation, molecular function: terpene synthase activity; magnesium ion binding. The transcript has 2 exons. Lineage: Eukaryota; Viridiplantae; Streptophyta; Magnoliopsida; Lamiales; Lamiaceae. The record is from RefSeq and is a predicted model, not a curated record. Gene Ontology annotation, biological process: terpenoid biosynthetic process. The coding region runs from base 1 to 582 and encodes 193 amino acids.
AUGGAUCUCACAUUUCAUUCACAUUUUUAUAAGAAUUGGCUCAAGGAAUUGGUGAGAAGCUACCAUGUUGAGGCCAAGUGGUUCAUACAAGGAUAUUUACCAUCUUUUGAGGAGUAUUUGAAGAAUGCCCUCAUCACUUGCACUUACUGUUACCACACAACAACGGCGUUGCUGGGGGAUAAAUCUGCCACCAAGGAAGACUUGGAAUGGCUAAGCGAGAAGCCUAAAAUGCUUGUGGCAGGGCUCCUCAUAUGUCGAGUCAUUGAUGACAUAGCUACUUAUGAGGUGGAAAAGGAAAGAGGUCAGAGUGCUACAGGCAUAGAAUCGUAUAUGAGAGACAAUGACGCCACAAUAGAAGAAGCGAUCGCUAAAUUCUUCGAAAUAGCAACAGACGCAUGGAAGGAUAUAAAUGAGGAGUGUAUGAGGCCAUCUGCAUAUUCGAGAGAUGUUUUGAUGCGGAUUCUAAAUCUUGAACGCAUAAUCGAUGUUACUUACAAAGGCAACGAAGAUGGAUACACUCAACCUGAGAAGGUUCUCAAGCCUCACAUCAUUGCUUCGUUUGUCGACCCUAUUGAGAUGUAG